Molecule: messenger RNA, 9889 nt
Organism: Jaculus jaculus (lesser Egyptian jerboa)
Lineage: Eukaryota; Metazoa; Chordata; Mammalia; Rodentia; Dipodidae
Gene: Crebbp
Product: CREB binding protein
Exons: 31
Coding region: 47-7399 (2450 amino acids)
Biological process (GO): positive regulation of transcription by RNA polymerase II
Cellular component (GO): transcription regulator complex; histone acetyltransferase complex; nucleus
Molecular function (GO): protein binding; transcription coactivator activity; zinc ion binding
Source: RefSeq, a predicted model, not a curated record
CCGCCCGUCCGCCCGCGCUCGGGGCUGUUUCCACGAGCAGGUGAAGAUGGCCGAGAACUUGCUAGACGGACCGCCCAACCCGAAGCGAGCCAAACUCAGCUCUCCCGGCUUCUCGGCGAAUGACAGCACAGAUUUUGGAUCGUUGUUUGACUUGGAAAAUGAUCUUCCUGAUGAGCUGAUCCCCAAUGGAGAAUUAAGCCUUUUAAACAGUGGGAACCUUGUUCCAGAUGCUGCUUCCAAACACAAACAACUGUCGGAGCUUCUCCGAGGAGGUAGCGCCUCUAGCAUCAACCCAGGGAUUGGAAGUGUGAGCGCCAGCAGCCCUGUGCAGCAGGGCCUUGGUGGCCAGCCACAAGGGCAACCGAACAGUACGAACAUGGCCAGCCUAGGUGCCAUGGGCAAGAGCCCUCUGAACCAGGGAGAUUCGUCAGCCCCUAGCCUGCCCAAACAGGCAGCCAGUACCUCUGGGCCCACUCCCCCUGCUUCCCAAGCACUGAACCCGCAAGCACAAAAGCAAGUGGGGCUGGUGACCAGUAGUCCUGCCACAUCGCAGACUGGACCUGGAAUCUGCAUGAAUGCUAGCUUCAGUCAGACCCAUCCAGGCCUUCUCAAUAGUAACUCUGGCCACAGUUUGAUGAAUCAGGCCCAGCAAGGGCAAGCUCAAGUCAUGAAUGGAUCUCUUGGGACUGCUGGAAGAGGAAGGGGAGCUGGAAUGCCAUACCCCACUCCGCCCAUGCAGGGAUCCACGAGCAGUGUGCUGGCUGAGACCUUGACGCAGGUUUCUCCGCAAAUGGCUGGCCAUGCAGGACUGAACACAGCACAGGCAGGAGGUAUGACCAAGAUGGGAAUGACUGGUAACACAAGCCCAUUUGGACAACCCUUUAGUCAAACUGGAGGGCAGCAAAUGGGAGCCACUGGAGUGAAUCCUCAGUUAUCCAGCAAACAGAGUAUGGUUAAUAGUUUGCCAGCUUUCCCUACAGACAUCAAGAAUACUUCAGUCACCAAUGUGCCAAAUAUGUCCCAGUUGCAAACUUCUGUGGGGAUUGUGCCCACCCAAGCAAUUGCAACAGGCCCUACUGCAGAUCCUGAGAAGCGCAAGUUGAUACAGCAGCAGCUGGUCCUUCUGCUCCAUGCUCACAAAUGCCAGCGGCGAGAGCAGGCAAACGGGGAGGUUCGGGCCUGCUCUCUCCCCCAUUGUCGCACCAUGAAGAAUGUUUUGAAUCACAUGACACAUUGUCAGGCUGGGAAAGCCUGCCAAGUUGCCCAUUGUGCAUCUUCACGACAAAUCAUCUCUCAUUGGAAGAACUGCACACGACAUGACUGUCCUGUUUGCCUCCCUUUGAAAAAUGCCAGUGACAAGCGAAACCAACAAACCAUCCUGGGGUCUCCAGCUAGUGGAAUUCAAAACACAAUUGGUUCUGUUGGUGCAGGACAACAGAAUGCCACUUCUUUAAGUAACCCAAAUCCCAUAGACCCCAGCUCCAUGCAGCGGGCCUAUGCUGCUCUUGGACUGCCCUACAUGAACCAGCCCCAGACACAGCUGCAGCCUCAGGUUCCUGGCCAGCAACCAGCACAGCCUCCAGCCCACCAGCAGAUGAGGACUCUCAACCCCCUGGGAAAUAACCCAAUAAACAUUCCAGCAGGGGGAAUAACAACUGAUCAGCAGCCACCAAACUUGAUUUCAGAGUCAGCUCUUCCAGCUUCCCUGGGGGCCACCAACCCGCUGAUGAAUGACGGCUCAAACUCUGGCAACAUCGGAAGCCUCGGCACGAUGCCUGCGGCGGCUCCUCCUUCUAGCACUGGUGUUCGGAAAAGCUGGCAUGAGCAUGUCACUCAGGACCUGCGGAGCCAUCUAGUGCACAAGCUUGUGCAAGCCAUCUUUCCAACCCCUGACCCUGCAGCUCUGAAGGAUCGGCGCAUGGAGAACCUGGUUGCCUAUGCUAAGAAGGUUGAGGGUGACAUGUAUGAGUCUGCCAAUAGCCGGGAUGAAUACUAUCAUUUAUUAGCAGAAAAAAUCUAUAAAAUACAAAAAGAACUAGAAGAAAAACGGAGGUCACGGUUACAUAAGCAAGGCAUCUUGGGUAACCAACCAGCUUUACCAGCUCCUGGGGCUCAGCCUCCUGUGAUCCCACCAGCCCAGUCUGUGAGACCUCCAAAUGGGCCCCUGCCCCUGCCAGUCAAUCGCAUGCAGGUUUCUCAAGGGAUGAAUUCAUUUAACCCAAUGUCCUUGGGGAAUGUCCAGUUGCCACAAGCACCCAUGGGACCACGAGCAGCCUCCCCCAUGAACCACUCUGUCCAGAUGAACAGCAUGGCCUCAGUUCCAGGUAUGGCCAUUUCCCCUUCCCGGAUGCCUCAGCCUCCAAACAUGAUGAGCACCCAUGCCAACAACAUGAUGGCCCAGGCACCCACUCAGAACCAGUUUCUGCCACAAAGCCAGUUCUCAUCAUCCAGUGGGGCAAUGAGUGUGAACAGUGUGGGCAUGGGGCAGCCAGCAACCCAGACAGGCGUGUCACAGGGCCAGGUGCCUGGUGCUGCUCUUCCUAACCCUCUGAACAUGCUGGGACCCCAGGCCAGCCAGCUGCCUUGUCCACCAGUGACACAGUCUCCGUUGCAUCCAACUCCACCUCCUGCUUCCACUGCUGCUGGCAUGCCCUCUCUCCAACACCCGACACCUCCUGGGAUGACGCCUCCCCAGCCAGCAGCUCCCACUCAGCCAUCCACUCCUGUGUCAUCUUCGGGGCAGACUCCCACCCCAACUCCUGGCUCGGUGCCAAGUGCUACCCAAACACAGAGUACCCCUACAGUCCAGGCAGCAGCGCAGGUCCAGGUGACCCCACAGCCUCAAACCCCAGUCCAGCCUCCAUCUGUGGCUACCCCUCAGUCAUCACAACAGCAGCCAACGCCUGUACACACCCAGCCUCCUGGCACACCGCUUUCUCAGGCAGCAGCCAGCAUUGAUAACAGGGUCCCCACCCCCUCCUCCGUGGCCAGUGCUGAAACCAAUUCCCAUCAGCCAGGACCCGAUGCACCUGUGCUGGAAAUUAAGACAGAGGUACAGACUGAUGACACUGAGCCUGAUCCUGGUGAAUCCAAGGGGGAGCCUCGGUCUGAGAUGAUGGAAGAGGAUUUACAAGGAUCUUCUCAAAUUAAGGAAGAAACCGACACAUCAGAGCAGAAAUCAGAACCAAUGGAAGUGGAAGAGAAGAAACCUGAAGUAAAAGCAGAAGCGAAAGAGGAAGAGGAGAGCAGUGCCAAUGGCACGGCCUCUCAGUCCACAUCCCCCUCUCAGCCACGCAAAAAAAUCUUUAAACCUGAGGAACUACGCCAGGCCCUUAUGCCAACCCUGGAAGCACUCUAUCGACAGGACCCAGAGUCUUUACCUUUUCGGCAGCCUGUAGAUCCUCAACUACUCGGAAUCCCAGAUUAUUUUGACAUUGUGAAGAAUCCUAUGGAUCUUUCUACCAUCAAGCGGAAGCUGGAUACAGGACAGUACCAAGAACCCUGGCAGUAUGUGGAUGACGUCUGGCUUAUGUUCAACAAUGCCUGGCUAUAUAAUCGAAAAACAUCCCGGGUCUAUAAAUUUUGCAGUAAACUUGCAGAGGUCUUUGAGCAAGAAAUUGACCCUGUGAUGCAGUCCCUUGGAUAUUGCUGUGGACACAAGUAUGAGUUUUCCCCACAGACUCUGUGCUGCUAUGGGAAGCAGCUAUGUACAAUUCCUCGUGAUGCGGCCUACUACAGCUACCAGAAUAGUUCACCCAAGUAUGGCCUUCUUGCUGACAGGUAUCAUUUCUGUGAGAAGUGUUUCACAGAGAUCCAGGGCGAGAAUGUGACCCUGGGUGACGACCCUUCCCAACCCCAGACGACAAUUUCUAAGGAUCAGUUUGAAAAGAAGAAAAAUGAUACCUUAGACCCUGAACCUUUCGUUGAUUGCAAGGAGUGUGGGCGGAAGAUGCACCAGAUUUGUGUUCUGCACUAUGACAUCAUCUGGCCUUCGGGUUUUGUGUGUGACAACUGCUUGAAGAAAACUGGCAGACCUCGGAAAGAAAACAAGUUCAGUGCUAAGAGACUUCAGACCACACGAUUGGGAAACCACUUGGAAGACCGAGUGAAUAAGUUUUUGAGGCGCCAAAAUCACCCUGAAGCUGGGGAGGUUUUUGUCAGAGUAGUGGCCAGUUCAGACAAGACUGUGGAGGUCAAGCCCGGGAUGAAGUCAAGGUUUGUGGAUUCUGGAGAGAUGUCUGAAUCUUUCCCAUAUCGAACCAAAGCACUCUUUGCCUUCGAGGAAAUUGAUGGAGUUGAUGUGUGCUUCUUUGGGAUGCACGUGCAAGAAUAUGGCUCUGAUUGUCCUCCGCCUAACACAAGGCGUGUGUACAUAUCUUAUCUGGACAGUAUUCAUUUCUUCCGGCCCCGCUGCCUCCGGACAGCUGUUUACCACGAGAUCCUCAUUGGAUACCUAGAAUAUGUGAAGAAAUUGGGGUAUGUUACAGGACACAUCUGGGCUUGCCCCCCAAGUGAAGGAGAUGACUACAUCUUUCAUUGCCAUCCUCCUGAUCAGAAAAUUCCAAAACCGAAGCGACUACAGGAGUGGUACAAGAAGAUGCUGGACAAGGCAUUUGCAGAGCGGAUCAUUCAUGACUACAAGGACAUCUUGAAGCAAGCAUCUGAAGACAGGCUCACAAGUGCCAAGGAGUUGCCCUAUUUUGAAGGGGAUUUCUGGCCCAAUGUGUUGGAAGAAAGCAUCAAAGAGUUAGAACAAGAAGAAGAAGAGAGGAAAAAAGAAGAGAGCACUGCAGCUAGUGAGACCCCUGAGGGCAGUCAGGGUGACAGCAAGAAUGCCAAGAAAAAGAACAACAAGAAGACCAACAAGAACAAAAGCAGCAUCAGCCGCGCCAACAAGAAGAAACCCAGCAUGCCCAACGUGUCCAACGACCUGUCCCAGAAGCUCUAUGCCACCAUGGAGAAGCACAAGGAGGUCUUCUUUGUGAUUCAUCUGCAUUCUGGGCCUGCCGUCAAUACCUUGCCCCCCAUUGUGGAUCCUGACCCCCUGCUCAGCUGUGACCUCAUGGAUGGGCGUGAUGCCUUCCUCACUCUGGCCAGAGACAAGCACUGGGAGUUCUCCUCCUUACGCCGCUCCAAGUGGUCCACGCUAUGCAUGCUGGUGGAACUGCACACACAAGGCCAGGAUCGCUUCGUCUACACCUGCAAUGAGUGCAAGCACCAUGUGGAGACGCGCUGGCACUGCACAGUGUGUGAGGACUAUGACCUUUGCAUCAACUGCUACAACACAAAGAGCCACACACACAAGAUGGUGAAGUGGGGCCUGGGCCUGGACGACGAGGGCAGCAGCCAGGGUGAGCCCCAGUCCAAGAGCCCCCAGGAGUCCCGGCGUCUGAGCAUCCAGCGCUGCAUCCAGUCCCUGGUACAUGCCUGCCAGUGCCGCAACGCCAACUGCUCGCUGCCAUCCUGCCAGAAGAUGAAGCGGGUUGUGCAGCACACCAAGGGCUGCAAGCGCAAGACCAACGGCGGCUGCCCGGUGUGCAAGCAGCUCAUCGCACUCUGCUGCUACCAUGCCAAACACUGCCAAGAAAACAAAUGCCCUGUGCCCUUCUGCCUCAACAUCAAACACAAGCUCCGCCAGCAGCAGAUCCAACACCGCCUGCAGCAGGCUCAGCUAAUGCGCCGGCGCAUGGCCACCAUGAACACCCGCAAUGUGCCUCAGCAGAGUUUGCCUUCUCCUACCUCAGCACCACCUGGGACCCCCACGCAGCAACCCAGCACACCCCAGACACCACAGCCCCCUGCCCAGCCCCAGCCUUCACCUGUGAGCAUGUCACCAGCUGGUUUCCCUAGUGUGGCUCGGACUCAGCCCCCCACGACAGUGUCCACUGGGAAGCCUACCAACCAGGUGCCAGCCCCCGCACCCCCUGCCCAGCCCCCGCCUGCAGCAGUGGAAGCAGCCCGGCAGAUCGAACGCGAGGCCCAGCAACAGCAGCACCUGUACCGAGUGAACAUCAACAAUGGCAUGCCCCCAGGGCGCACGGGCAUGGGGAACCCAGGGAGCCAAAUGACCCCCGUGAACCUGAACGUGCCCCGGCCCAACCAGGUCAGUGGGCCUGUCAUGUCCAGCAUGCCACCUGGGCAGUGGCAGCAGGCACCCAUCCCCCAGCAGCAGCCAAUGCCAGGCAUGCCCAGACCUGUGAUGUCCAUGCAGAGCCAGGCAGCUGUGGCCGGGCCACGGAUGCCCAGUGUGCAGCCACCAAGAAGCAUCUCACCCAGCGCCCUGCAGGACCUGCUGCGGACCUUGAAGUCUCCCAGCUCCCCUCAGCAGCAGCAGCAGGUGCUGAACAUCCUCAAGUCCAACCCGCAGCUAAUGGCAGCUUUCAUCAAACAGCGCACAGCCAAGUACGUGGCCAAUCAGCCCGGCAUGCAGCCCCAACCAGGACUCCAGUCCCAACCCGGCAUGCAGCCCCAGCCCGGCAUGCACCAGCAGCCCAGCCUGCAGAACCUGAAUGCUAUGCAAGCUGGUGUGCCACGGCCUGGUGUGCCUCCACAGCAGCAGGCGAUGGGAGGCUUGAACCCCCAGGGCCAGGCUCUCAACAUCAUGAACCCAGGACACAGCCCCAACAUGGCAAAUAUGAAUCCACAGUACCGAGAGAUGCUGAGGAGGCAAUUGCUGCAACAGCAGCAGCAGCAGCAGCAACAGCAGCAGCAGCAGCAGCAGAGCAGUGCCAGCAUGGCUGGGGGCAUGGCCGGGCACGGUCAGUUUCAGCAGCCUCAAGGGCCCGGAAGCUAUGCCCCCGCCCUGCCACAGCAGCGGAUGCAGCAACACCUCCCCAUCCAGGGCAGCUCUCUGGGUCAGAUGGCCGCUCCAAUGGGACAGCUCGGCCAGAUGGGGCAGCCUGGGCUGGGGGCAGACAGCACCCCCAACAUCCAGCAGGCCUUGCAGCAGCGGAUUCUGCAGCAGCAGCAGAUGAAGCAGCAGAUCGGGUCCCCAGGCCAGCCGAACCCCAUGAGCCCCCAGCAGCACAUGCUCUCAGGACAGCCACAGGCCUCGCAUCUCCCUGGCCAGCAGAUCGCCUCGUCCCUUAGUAAUCAGGUGCGGUCUCCAGCCCCUGUCCAGUCGCCACGGCCCCAGUCCCAGCCUCCACAUUCCAGCCCAUCACCAAGGAUACAGCCCCAGCCUUCACCACACCAUGUCUCGCCCCAGACUGGUUCACCCCACCCCGGACUCGCAGUCACCAUGGCCAGCUCCAUGGAUCAGGGACACCUGGGGAACCCCGAACAGAGUGCAAUGCUUCCACAGCUGAAUACUCCCAACAGGAGCACACUGUCCAGUGAACUGUCCCUGGUCGGUGACACCACGGGAGACACGCUAGAAAAGUUUGUGGAGGGCUUGUAGCAUUAUGAGAGCAUCACUUUUCUUUUUUCCCCUUUCAUGUUCUUGGACCUUUUGUACUGAAAAUCCAGGCGUCUGGGCUCUUUUUAUUAAGCCUAGAUGGAACUGUGACUUCCAAGCCGUGGAAGGGUGGAUUGAUGUUUAAAGAAACAAUACAAAGAAUAUAUUUUUUUGUUAAAAAACCAGUUGAUUUAAAUAUCUGGUCUCGCUCUUUUUGUUUUUUUGGGUUUUUUUUUUUCCGUUUUGUUUUUGUUUGGGGGGAGGGGGGUUGUUUGGAUUCUUUUUGUCGUCAUUGCUGGUGACUCAUGCCUUUUUUUAACGGGAAAAACAAGUUCAUUAUAUUCAUAUUUUUUAUUUGUAUUUUCAAGACUUUAAACAUUUAUGUUUAAAAGUGAGAAGAAAAAUAAUAUUCAGAAACUGGUUCCAGAAAUAAUGCAUCUUAUAAUGUAUCCCGAUAACGAUCUGAUGUUGCGGGAAGAUUUUUUUCUAUAGUGAACUCUGUGGGCAUCUCCAAGUCUUACCCCUGGACGAUAGGAAUUGACUCCGGCGUGCACACAUGUACACACCCACACAUCUAUCUAUACAUGCUGGCUUAAGCCAACCUCUUGUCUUGCAGAUGUAGAAAUUGUUGCUUUGUUUCUCUGAUAAAACUGGUUUUAGACAAAACUAGGGCUGAUCACUCUCUUAGACCAUGCUAUUGUUCAUAGAGAAGCAGCGUUCUUUCCUUCCUCCCGUGUGAGACUUGAAGGAGGAAAAGCGGUUCUCAUGUAAAUCAUGCAAGCGCUGUGAUCACAUGAAUCACUGCACAGAAGGCAGAGUCAACUCAUUCCUCUAUCGUGUUGUUAAUAAACUGUGCAACAGACGAAAGGGUGGUCCUUCUUGAAUUCAUGUACAUGGUAUUAACACUUAGUGUUCGGGGGUUUUGUUAUGAAAAUGCUGUUUUCAACAUUGUAUUUGGACUAUGCAUGUGUUUUUUUCCCCAUUGUAUAUAAAGUAUCGCUUAAAAUUGAUAUAAAUUACUGAAGUUUUUAACAUGUAUUCUGUUCUUUAAGAUCCCUGUAAGAAUGUUUAAGGUUUUUAUUUAUUUAUAUAUAUUUUUGGAGUCUGUUCUUUGUAAGACAUGGUUCUGAUUGUUUGCUCAGAGUGGAGAUGCCGGGGCUGCGGUCAACAGAAGCGGUGCGGGUGGCAGCUGGGCAAUGUCCCAGGCUUGUGACCACCUGGGGGCUUCCUGGAGGACAAGGGGGCAGCUGGGCAGUGCCUCACACAUUCUGUGCUUGCAGGUGAACUUCACACACACCCAUGAGGGAUGAUCGCCACUGGGUUGGAACACCACUUUGCUUCCAGCCUGCUCUUCCUGUUCUCCCUUCUGAUGUAGCCAGCUGCCCCCUUGGGGAGGGCUUCUUGCCUUGUUUUCAGGCAGUCUCUUUCUAUACCCAAAUCCCACAAUCAAUGCAAAGGGUGCUCCAGGGACUGGAGGUAGUUCCUGACCUUCCCCUCCCUCCCCCCUCCGCAGUCCUGUGUUCAAUGGCGGGGUUACCUCCUUUAGCCUGUCCUACAUGGCCUCAGUAGGUUCUCGCGUAGCCGGGGCCCACCACCCCGUGCUCUUGCCCUCAUACAGUCCAGUUACAGGUGCCCUUCUGAGCAGGGCCAUGAGCUCAUGAAUACUACAAAUGUCACAUCUAAGAGGAGGACCAUUGACAGGACCUGAAGCUAACCCCCAAGUCUGCUGCCCCCCCCCCCCCCGCCAGGGAACUUUUAAAAUUAAAUUCCUGUCUUCCAGCUACAGGGUGGUUAGAUGAGGGUGGGAGGGUGUUAAGUUUAAAAAUCAUGACCCAAGUAGCUUCUGCCCCUGAUGUUCUCAGGAUUUUCAAAAUACAUGAUACUUGGGAAUCUAAAUUUAAGGAAGUAUUUUCAAGAUUGAAAUUUUGAAUCUUGAGUUUUUAAUGUGGGUAAGGAAAGACCACCACCCAACACCCCAACCAACCCGUCUCCACCCCACCUCAUGCCCUCUAGAGAUGCUCCGUCCUUGCUCAACUUGCUGAGUCCUUGCACAUUCAAGGUCCUCUUUUUCUGCUGAUGGGGAAGCCCUGAGCCAUGUGUUCAAACAAGAAGCAGGACUGGAGCCCCAAAGGAGCUGCUCUAAGCCCGCACUCAGAAGGUGGCGUCCACCGGUGUGCCGCCUUUGCACGUGAGCAGUGGGGACACCUUUUUCAGGUUAUCCUGGAAUUCAAAACUGUACCAACCUCUUCCUCUUUGAAGUCUGCAUCCUAUGCAACCGUCCACCGGGAUGUGGCUGAGGGUGUGGGCUGUGGAUGUUAUCCCUAAGCGUGUCCUAAGGAAAUUUAUGUAAGAGCUGGAGUGCCCAGACACUUGUGUCUCAUGCUGUAUACUUAAGAGGAGAAGAAAAAAAGUCCUAUAUUUGUGAUCAAAAAGAGGGAACUUGAAAUGUGCUGGUGUUUAUAAUAAAAGCUGGUAAAACUGCUUGGAUUCAAA